Conger conger (European conger) is the source of this 3927-nucleotide messenger RNA. It is a transcript of the gene ntn4, whose product is annotated as netrin 4. The record is from RefSeq and is a predicted model, not a curated record. Gene Ontology annotation, biological process: basement membrane assembly; substrate adhesion-dependent cell spreading; cell migration. Gene Ontology annotation, molecular function: protein binding. The transcript has 10 exons. Bases 414 to 2306 code for a protein of 630 amino acids. Lineage: Eukaryota; Metazoa; Chordata; Actinopteri; Anguilliformes; Congridae. Gene Ontology annotation, cellular component: laminin trimer.
AUAUUCUUAAGAUAUAUAUCUGGAGGCAAAGGAAAGCGAUUCAGCAGCGUGGUAGCAGGUUGCGACGGAGACGCACGGACUAUUUACACAUAUGCACUAGCAAAGUCGUUGCAUCCAAUGAACGGGAUUCGGUACCUCCCACUCGCCUGAAUAUCUGGACCGUCGGGCUGUCAAACGGGGAAUUCUUUUUAAAUUACAGCUCCUGGUUGUUACUAUUGGGACGAAAUCAGCUUGGCUGGAACUAACUAUCUACUCGCUGGUGAAAACUUGCCUCCACUUGUCACAAUAAAAACACCAGAGAGACAUUUCCCCAGCGACUCUCAAAAACUCACCGAAGUCUUUUUGGGAUCUUUUAGGAUCACGGUCGACUUUGUUUGGCGUGUUUAACCAGGCUUCUCAGAAAGAAAGAGAUAAUGAGGUGGUGGACUUUGCUUGCUGCGGUAGCUCUCUGUGGACUACCUCGUUUAUGCGCAGAGCUGGGGGUGAUAUCGGGGGUGGCGACCCGCUGCGAUGGCCGGGCCUGUAACCCCCGCAUGGGGAACCUGGCACUGGGGCGACGGGUGCUGACCCAGUCCGUGUGCGGCUACAACGGCACCGAGCCGUACUGCUCCUACUCCGACUACGCUGGGGCCUGCGGGACGCCCAAAUGCGGCAAGUGCAACGCGGCCCACCCCCACCAGGCCCACCUGGCGGCCUCCAUGGGCGACUCGUCCUUCCGCCACCCCGACACGUGGUGGCAGUCGGCGGAGGGCGCGCAUGCCGAGACGGUGCAGCUGGACCUGGAGACGGAGUUCUACAUGACGCACCUGAUCCUGGUGUUCCGCUCACCGCGGCCAGCCGCCAUGGCGCUGGAGCGCUCCCAGGACUUUGGCCGCACCUGGACGGCGCUCGCCUACUUCGCCCGAAACUGCAGCGAAGCCUUCGGCCUGCGUGAGGGGGCGGCCCAUGCGGUGAACGGGGCUACCUGCACCUCCAAAUAUUCCGGAGCCUUCCCCUGCACGCGCGGAGAGGUGAUCUACCGUGCCCUCUCCCCCUGGCGCUCCCUGGACCCUUACAGCUCAGCCGCCCAGCAGCAGCUGCGGGUCACAAACCUGCGGGUUCGCCUGCUCCAGCGCCAGUCCUGCCCCUGCCAGGCCAAGGACCCCGCCGCCCAGGGCCUGCCCACCCAGCACUACGCCAUCUACGACUUCAUCGUCAAGGGCAGCUGCUUCUGCAACGGGCACGCCGAGCACUGCAUGCCCGCCCAUGGGUACCAGCCAAUGAGAGAGAGGACCAAUCACGUGGUCCAUGGGAAGUGUGUGUGCAGGCACAAUACAGCGGGGGACCACUGCGAGCGAUGCGCCCCCCUCUACAACGAGCAGCCCUGGCAGGCUGCCAACGGCCUCACGGGGGCUGCUAACGAGUGCAGGAAGUGCAAGUGUAAUGGCCAUGCCGAGAGCUGUCACUUCGACUGGGAGGCGUGGCUGGGGUCGGGGCGCCGCAGCGGGGGCGUGUGUGACGACUGCCAGCACAACACGGAGGGGCGGCACUGCGAGAGCUGCAAGAGUGGAUUCUACCGCGACCCGCAGCGACCCGCCUCCGCCCCCGACUCCUGCAAACCCUGUGCCUGCCACCCUGUGGGCUCUGUGCCCUUCCACCUGAGCGGGGGCGCCCUCUGUGACCCCAGCAACGGGGACUGUGUCUGCAAGCCGGGCGUGGGCGGUCCGCACUGCGACAGGUGCAUGGUGGGGUACUGGGGGUUCCAGGACUACGGCUGCAGACCCUGCGACUGCGCAGGCGACUGUGACCCCUUCACUGGAGACUGCAUGUCUGGCUCUGACCUGGAGCUCUACUACAGAGGAGACCACCCCUUGGGGCACAAUGACAGCGAGCACGGGUCCAUCUUCAGAGCAGACGAGCUCUUCUCUGCCCUGCAUUACUCAGAGAAAUGUGAAUGCAAGGAGCAGAUCCUGGGAAGCCCCAAAAUCUUCUGUAGCAUGAAAUACGCUUAUGUCCUGAAGGUGAAGGUCCUCUCGGCCCAUGAUAAGGGCUCCCACGCGGAGGUGGACGUGAAGGUGAGGAAGGUGCUCAGCCAGAACACCAAGGUGAAGAUCCAGCGGGGACGAGUCAUCCUGUACCCCGAGUCCUGGACCGCCCGGGGCUGCACCUGCCCCAUCCUCAACCCAGGAGUGGAGUACCUGGUGGCCGGGCAUGAGGACCGCAGGAAGGGCCGCUUGGUGGUCAACAUGAAGAGCUUCGUCAAGCCCUGGAGGGCCAGCCUGGGACGCAAGGCCCUACAGUUCCUCAAGACGGACUGCAAGUGGUAGAGCUGGCGGGGCGAGGCUGGGGCUGAGAGAGAGAGAGUGAGAGAGGGAGAGAGAGGCGAGAAUGAAGAGACUGCCAUCAUUUUUGUUUCUGUGCACUGAGGAGGAGAGCAGGGGAGAGACAGAGGAGGAUGUUGCUGAAAGGUACCGAGGAGUACCCGUGCGCAGCCAGCUCCUCAGAGACCGAACUGAAAAAAGAGCAGGAAAACAGGAAACGCUGGGCAAGGUUAGCGUUAGCGUUAGCACUCAGCGAGCUCUGGAUUCAGUGCGCUUUGGUCUCAGACCCCUCAGUGCUAGCCAUAACCUCCUCAAAGACCAUGCCACGUUCUCUACUGCUGGACUCUGUUAGCUUUGGUCUGGUCUUCAAUGCUGGCCACAGAUGCGGCUACCAUUUCUGAAGCACUUUAUACAUAAGCGGACAGGCGGGGGUGCAGCGUUUUGACCCUGAACCUGGGUGGGGGAUGGACGGAUGGAUGGAUGAGCAGAUGGCAGAUUUUCUUACCUGCCUGUGAGGAAGAUGACAGGCUCCCUCCACAAGAUCGUCCGGGAAGAUUAGACCGCUUCAGCCCCGAAACAGUACGUCAUUGGUGGUUUAGCCACUCGGGUGACCUUUGCCCUCGACAUGUAACAUGUGACUGCGCUGGGGGUUUCACAUGUCGCUGACGAACACAGAUGGAUGCGAAAGUUAAACGUUGUGUUUCUUUGCGAGUUCUUUCGUUGGAAAGGUGAACUGUCUGUCUACACAUUACUGCUCCGCCUUCUACUGGGCUUCAUGGCUGAACAGACAGGGAGACAGACACACACACACACACACACACACACACACACACACACACACACACACAUACUUUCUCUCUCAUACACACACACACACACACACACACAUACACACACACUGCACGUAGAAGAUAUCAGAGUCCAGAAUGGUGGAUUGAGACUUAUAUUGAUGUUUUUCAGGUUACAAAGCCAUAAAUGCCAUGGGUUUUCAAUCGUGAUACUAGUUAUGAUGUGUAUAACAAUGCAAAAAGACAGAAAAGGCAAGCCCCGGCAUUAUAAAAAUGCAAUAUAAUAUAAUAUCCCAAAUGUCUAGUGUUGUGUGCACUUAUUGGAGGUCUGGGAAAGACCAGACUCUGGUGUCUUUAACUUUUUUGUUUUUUGUUCUGUACAGUAUAUAUUAAUGAUGAUAAUAAAGGCAUAAGAUUGAUUUCAUUUUCCAUGUAGGUUUCUGCAGUUGAAGAUCUGGACUCAGUAAAUGCACAUUAUCGCCACAACAGUCUGAUUCAAUUCAAACUUUGGUUUAUGUUUUGAAUGGCUUCAAGUAUUGUUCUCUGAAAAAAAAGAAAGAGUUGUUGGUUUUACAUACCAAGCAUUUGCCAGACAGCGUAAGGCAAAAUUCCUUGGUAUGUUCAACCAAACACUUAACCUGUAUUUAACCUGUAUUUAAUUUUCAGAUAUUCAGUUCCUCAGAGAAAUAAAAUCUAUAUCAAACUACAGUUAGAUGUGUCAGAAUAUAAUAUAUGAUAAAGAUAUUGCUCCUUUUUUCAGUGAACAAUUAUAAUUGAUGGCCGUAAAGCUGUAAGCAUUUAGAUACAGUAUAUUCACAUAUUAAAGACUCUAACCCUCA